GCAAAGCAUUGGGUGAAUACCUUGUCCCCGGUCGGCGAUCACCGUCAGGGUCGCAUGUCCCUUCAGACCGAGCUGCCGUCGUCGAAGGCGAAGAGGGAGCAAGCUCUUCGCAGCAUCCUCGCCGCGAGAAGACGACAGAUCUUGAGUCAACGACCAAUCGAAUCGCGGAAUCUGAACCGCACACCGAGACCGCUCGAACCGUCGCCGAAGGAUUCGCCGGAUGUGCUGGAGGCGCAGGAGACCAGGCACGGAAUGUACGUAACAGCGUCGUCCAAGGCGGAGCUACCGAUCGCGGACGAGCCAUCGAGCAGGAUUAUCGUGGCCGAUUUAGCGGGCAAAGACGCGGACGUCGAGCUCGUCUCUAAGGAGCUAGAAGGCGAGCAGGUGGCCGAGCGUACCACGAGAAAACCGAGCAACGAGAGCUCGCCGGCGUCAAGCGUCGAGGGUAAACCGGCCUCCGGUAACUCGAGAAGCAAUUACUCCAUCGGCCAUAGAAAUUCUUCCUCGCCUCCGUCCUCCCCGACGUCUUCAUCGUUGCUCGCCAGCAGUCAGAAACCAACGGACGCGGACGCCCGCAAAAAGAAUAUCGUAUCGAUGCCCGAGUCGCUGUACAAUUAUUUCAGGCCCGUGGAGAGCAACAUACCGGUCGAGGACAUGUCGCAGUUUCUUUACUUCGGCCAGAAGAUCCAGUCGGAGGCGCACACCAGCACCGGGAACACCGAGGCGACGCCGACGUCACCGAUCGCCUCCAUCUCGCGACGCAGAUACUCCAUGAAACGAUUCGGCGCCACCACUCCGGUACCCAGGUUGGAGGAAAUCAUGAACGAGGAGAUGAACAUCGCCGUGGAGCGACGCAUAGUGGAGAAGAACAAGGUCUCCAAGAUCAAGAACGCGUUCAGGGGCCCGGAAAACGGAGUGUACUACAGGAAAGCCAGGCCCACGGAUCCCACGAUUGCCUCGAACGUUAUCCUCGGGAAUUCCACGGAGACGGUCUGCGGAACGGACUCUCCCGACGAUAACCCGUCCGCUCACGCCGACAGGGACCAGCUGCGCCGCGAGAGAGGAAGUCCUCCUGCCCACGUGCCCGCGGAAUCGAGGAAUGCGAGCAACUCGACCCAGAUACCGCAGCCCGUUUCCGCGGAAAGUGAAAUCGAGUUUAGGGAGCUCGACGAAACGGACACGGAGAUGUUCGGGGACCACACCGAACAGAGGAUCAGAAGGGUGGACAUCUUCGACGUACCCCAGAAUCGAUCUCGAGCUCCGAGUGCUCGCGAGAGCAACAACAUCGAGACGUCGACGUCCAGGGAGAAGAUCGCUCGAUCGAGCACGGAACCGUUCUGGACGUCCCCUGAGACCUCCACCCUGCGGAUAAUCGUAACCGAGGGCAGCUUGGAUCAGGGUUUCGCGGCGGGCACCGACGCCGUAGAGAAGUAUACCGUUAAACCGGUCGAUUCCACGGAGGAACGAGUUCGCAGCCUCGCUUCCGGCGAGGCUCCCACUCCGGGUGCACCGACGGCCGCGACGACGCGGACCAAGGGUCGACACCGGGAACAGAAGCAUCGGGAUCAGGGGCAGCAUCGACAUCGGGAACAACAGCAGCAGCACGUGUACGCGUACACGAUAACGAACGUGACGCGGCUAUUGCGCAACUACACCGGACCUGGGUUAAGCAGAGAGGAACAAGGAGGUUCCGAGCGGGGCACCGGUACGACCGAGAUAACGACCGGAUCGGUGCAGCGGCGUCAGCCGCCGCCGCCGUCUCUUCUUCUGCUUCCUCGUGCCGGUAGUGGUAUAGAGGCGGACCGAGCGCCGGCGGAACUCAGUGCCGGCACGACCGUCGAAGCAGUCGCAGCUGGUGGAGCGUCCACUGGUCACCUGGUGGGGGAACGACAGAGGAAAGUCGUAACAGUCGCGCCUCAGACGGGGGAACGCGCGGUCAACGGUGCAUCGACGCAGCUGACCGUAAACAAGAGCGGACCGAGGCCGGGCAAACCGACGGAAGUCGCUAGCAGAGGCGCCGUCCGAUGGAACCACACUAGGGCCAGGAACGACGAACUCGAGGGCGUAGGGGACAGACGGUUCCUCAGGAAGUCCGCGAGCGCGGUGCUCAAUCAGAGAAUCGGGGCCAACGGCGACGAGGACGCGGCGGUCGGGAAAAGGCGACGGACAAAUGGCCAAAUCAGAAGGGUCAAAGGUAUUCACGAUCGAACGACGAAUGGAUCCGUCUCGAGGAACGAUGAGGACACUGUGAACCGGACUACCGAACUCGCCAUGACGACGGAAAGCGUCACCGCGGCCGAGGAAGUCGGUUCGACCACCCCUCAAACGGUCGUUAAUACCACGGAGGAGGACGCGAGCAAUCUGACGGAGGCGGUGACUUCGAUGGACAGUGACAUCGGUGAUACCAAAGACAAAAAUGAGAACGAAAGUGUACGCGGUUCGUCGUCCGUGACAGUGACCGUGGACGAAACCGUCGGGCCCAGAGAAACGACCGCGACACCGAUUCCGGCGCCAGUUUUCCCAGUUACGCCCAGAAUAAUCGCGGAAACCGUUCGCGAGAAGGAGACUUUCACCGUGAGUCCAACGGAGCCCAGCCAGGCGACGGACGCGAAACCGACCGAGCCGAACAAGCCCUACGGGAUGGCCAACCUGGACCCAUCGGAGAUCCAAAAGAUGUAUCGAUCCAACGCGACCGUACCUACCCCCGCGACGACGAUAGAAGCGCCCACGACCGCGAUCACCACGAUAGAGACUCCGACAACGCGGGACCAAAGCGCUACUUCCGACUCGAAACCAGAUCCAGAUUCGCCGAGACGCGUGUCCGGCGAGAGAUCCCCGGAAGUCAGAGGGCGAAACCUGUCCGACAAAUCGAAAGACAAGGACGACGUGUUGCCCAUAAUGCAGCUGUACAACACCUCGGAUAUAUUCAACGGCAGCGGACCCAUGAACUCGUUCUCCCGCGGAACGGAACGUCGAGUCGAGCUUCCGGUGGAGUCCAAGCAACCGGACGUUUCCAGAACGACCGAGAAAGUCAACGACACGGUCACCCCGAAAAGUUCGCCCGGCGACGGUCCCAGCACCAACCGUGUCCCCGUUUCCGAGACGACGAGGAAGGACAAGCACGACGACGCUCGCGAAACGUCCUCUCACGUGCCGCCGACGGGCCCGGGCAGAGGGCCCGUGAAUGGGAACAGGACGAGACACAGGCCCCUCUAUCAUCACGCGAUCCUCCCGGAAUACAACAUCUCUGUGUACCCCGACGAACUGAACAGGACGUUCUUCGACACCGGUCUGAUAUCGGUCAGUCCCAGGGAAUCGGUGAAUGUCAGUGAAGUGAUAUCGAAGAGACACGACGGGGACGCCAUCGCGUCCCAGGAAACGGUCGCCGUGGUCAGCUACAUCCUAGCGACGCUCGUCGUCUUCCCCAUCGCUGUCGGCGUUGGCCUCAUUCUUAGAAGACUGAUACUUAGGAAUCGUAAGGUGCUCGAGGAGUCUGACACAUCGUCGGAGAUAAGUUGCCGGAAGGACGCGCUGAACCUUGAAAACGGAGACUUCAAAACGUCCAUUGAGAAGGCGAUCACGAAGUUACCGAGGAUACAACACUUGUGUCACGAAGCGGAGAAGCCGCCGCCUCCGUCGUCGCAGGAAUCUAGAUGGGAGUUUCCUAGAGAUAAGCUUAGGUUACAGACGGUCCUCGGCCAAGGAAACUUCGGCCAGGUCUGGAAGGCUGAAGCUGACGAUCUGACCGGUCAUCAAGGAACGACUCGUUUAGUGGCCGUCAAAACAGUCAAAGAAGGUGCUUCCGAUCGAGAGAAAGAGGAUCUGGUUCGAGAACUCGAGAUCAUGCAACAACUCGGUAGUCAUCCUAACGUUGUCACCCUCCUUGGUUGUUGCACCGAGCAAGAGCCUCAUUAUCUCAUACUCGAGUACGUGAUGUACGGGAAACUGUUGGCGUAUCUGCGCGAUCAUCGUACCAGGCAGGAUUUCUACAAUUUCAGCGAGGACUCGGCCGCCCUUACGUCCAGGGAUCUAACAGUUUUCGGAUACUGCGUGGCAAGAGGAAUGGAGUAUCUCGCAUCGAAGAAGAUCAUCCACCGUGAUCUCGCCGCGAGGAACGUGUUGGUGGACCACAACAAGCUGUGCAAGAUCGCGGACUUUGGCAUGUCCAGAUUCGCGAACGAGGACGGCGAGGUGAUCGAGACCAGACACGGAAGGAACGCCCUGCCCAUCAGGUGGAUGGCCCCGGAAUCCUUGAUCUACUCGCUCUUCACCACUAAGACUGACGUAUGGAGCUUCGGGAUCCUGAUGUGGGAGAUCGUCACCCUAGGUUCGACACCGUACCCGGACAUGACGGCACGGGAAGUCAUGCGGAACGUGCAGAACGGUUAUCGACUGGAGAGGCCUUCGCACUGCCGAAGCGAGCUGUUCAGGGUGAUAUCCCGAUGCUGGCACGCCGAUCCAGACCGCAGGCCGGAAUUCCAGACGCUGAGGAGGGAUCUGGCGCAGCUGCUCGAGGACAACAUGAACGGACAUUACGUCGAUCUCGAGAGCUUCGCGUCGGAGUGCACCGAUUGAAAACUCCAGCCAGAAAUUUCGGGAACCGUCUCGCCGACCCUCGAGUCUCCCACGCGCUAGAAAUCCGCGAUCGAUCGAUCGACGCGCCAGAGGGAUGACACGGCCCUCUCGGAGCUCUUGGGACGAAGCUAGGAGUCGAGAAAUUGAAAAUUCCUCGAGAAAGAGAGUACGAAUUUUUAUGAAGCAACGCGAUGUCGAUGAAUGCAAGUGGGUGAGCCAAAAUAAAUUGGGAACAAUUGCAAGAAAUUCUGAAUAUUUUUUGGGCUUUUUAAUAAAUGGAAUCGUACUCAGUUCUUCUGGGGAAUAUUUAUUCCGAAAGAAACGAGGGAAUCUUUGAUCGUGAUAAGCUCAUUUUGCACUCCGUAACGAUAAUGAUUUCGAAGCUAACAAAUUUCGGGAGUAAUUUAUUUUUGAUACGUGAAACAGAAUUUACCGAACACGUGCUUUGCAGUGCGUUUGCAUUUCCCUUUGUCGAAAGUGAGAAACGAAUACGAAUCCGUCCGAAAGCCUUCGAUUCGUCCAAAGCACAGUGCUAUUGCAGACUUUUAUGCUAGUUGCGCGCCAGUAAGACGAAAAUCGUUAAGAUAUAUCGAAUAACGAUAACUGUUAAAAUACGCACAAGAUGACUUAUUUCGCAGACGUUUGAAAUAUUGUUUCAAAAGCGUUCUGUCACCGAAUCCUUUUAAAAAGUAUUUUUACGAACCAAUCUCUUCGAGCAGGUGCUUAAAGGAUUCGCAAAAGUGCUAAUAUUUAAUCUUCCGAGAACAACGCGUCGUGUGGAAAAUAUUCAGUGGACCCUGAAGAAAUUAUCGAACGUGAGAGUAAUUUUGGACGAGAUCGUUUUGUACGAAACGAAGAGAAGAACGACGACAACGCAAAUAAGAAUAUAAUACUUCGAAGACAGAGACAUUCUUUUGGUUCUCGAAAGCGGAGAAAAUGUUUGGAAAGGUCUAAGUAUUUCGUUUUAGUAUUAUUAUGUAUCUAGCGUUCUCAAUUAAUGCGCCAGUCAUCGAGCGUUCGUUCGCGUCGGUGUUUUUUUUACUCAACGCAGACGUUUGUUGCAUCGAUACAAACGUUCAAUAAUUGAUAAAAGAAGACCAGCAAAUUUAUUCGACUCUGAUAAGAUAAUUUUAACAUUGUUCGUUGACUGUAACGACGCGUGUCUCGAUUGUAUAAGCAACAAGAAUAAAUUGAAAAUUUACAAAUUCAAAAAUCUAACAUCACAACUUUACGCAAUAAUUUUCCCCCCCAAUGAUUUCACCGGUUUUGAUCUUUGAACAGGAGUCUGCGUUCCGAUGGAAAUUCUCUGCUCAUAACAAGAAACCCCGACGUGCAAACGAUCGAUCAUGCAACUCAUCGCGCCGCGAAAUGAUCGCGUUUUGACGAUAUCAUUUUGUCCCGCGUGUCUUAUAUAGUGACGAAUCCUCAUUUCGGAGCAUUGUACAUAAAAUCGCAUUAUUAAAACGGGUCGAAAAAGAAACGACCCCCUCUUCAAUCAUCGCCCUAUCAUCUGUAUCGAGGAUUAUUAUUUUUAUUAUUAUUAUUAUUAUUAUUAUUAUUAUUAUUAUUAUUAUUAUUAUUAUUAUUAUUAAUAUCUGUAUUAUCACUGAUUAAUCGUUAUUAAGCAC
Molecule: messenger RNA, 6203 nt
Organism: Colletes gigas
Lineage: Eukaryota; Metazoa; Arthropoda; Insecta; Hymenoptera; Colletidae
Exons: 8
Biological process (GO): cell surface receptor protein tyrosine kinase signaling pathway; protein phosphorylation; positive regulation of kinase activity
Cellular component (GO): signaling receptor complex
Molecular function (GO): transmembrane receptor protein tyrosine kinase activity; ATP binding
Source: RefSeq, a predicted model, not a curated record